CGCGGAGUACGGAUCGAUAAAUUCGCGCUUGCCCCGUACGGUUUUACCUACACGGCGAUUGUCCGAAACUAGUUUUAAGAAGGCAGACGUGAUGCACGAUCGGGAUCAGUCGCGAUGUAACCGCAGCAUGAAACGGCCUCGUACCGGGCCACCAGGUGACCGCCAUCAAAUGUUCGACGUUGGCUAAUUUUAUUGGCCAAGUUUUUCCUAAUCCAACUUCGGCAGGAGAGGGAGAGAGAGAGAGAGAGAGAGAGAGAGAAAAGAGAGAGAGAGAGAGAGAGAAGAGAGAGAGAGAAAGAGAGAGUGAGAGAGGGAAAGAGAGAAAGAGAAAAAAAGAAAGAGAGAAAGAGAAAAGAAAUUUUUGUUCGAUUACUUUUCAACGUGGGAAGACGAAAAAAGAGAAGGACGUGUCUUGGGGUCAGUGGUUCCAACGAGGAGCCAAAUCGAAGAGAUAGCGUCCCUCAACAGCGAAUUACGUAAUUUACGUUUUGUUUGUGUCCUGAAAAAUUAUAUAUAUAUAUAUCUGUAUAUAUAGACCUAUAUGUAACACAAACGUGUGUCACACGUUCAGAGAAAGAAAGAGAGAGAGAGAGAAAGAGAGAGAGAUAGAUAGAUAGAGAGAGAGAGAGAGAGAGAGAGAGAGAGAGCCUUAUCAUUCUUUGAAAGAAGAAGAAUGGCUAUAUAUUCGUGGGUACGAGUAAGACGAGGCCCUCAGUAGGAAGAUGAUAGAGGGCCAGGUACAUCAACUUCCGGUGAGGCUACCGCCCGACAAAACUCAGCCUGUUCAAACAACCCAGCCGAACACCGCCAAGUUCGAAAAUGAGCAAUGUAAGGAGCCUCUGCUUCCGGAAAAGCAUAAUUCCCACAGGAUGACACCAACCGAUGGCCGAUCACGCACAACUUCUGAAUCGAAUGCCACAGUUGGCACCAACACAAACACCACCAUCCCCAACAACAAUAACAACAACAGCAGUAAUGGCAGCGGGAAUGGUAAUAGUAACGGCCCUAACGUGACCAAUUCGGUCACGGCCAAUUCCACCGGCCAUGAGGAGUGUAUGGAAGUGACGAUCUUCGAUGAGAAUUAUGAUAACAACCGUCUUCCUGAUGUCGUCGCUGAAAGUAAAAUCUACGGAGUGUUGGACGAGGAGGAGCCAACGGAAUCGUACUGUGCCAUAACUAUUCAAGUUUUCAUACCAUUCCUGAUAGCUGGCCUUGGCAUGGUUGGAGCUGGACUGGUCCUCGAUUUGGUCCAACACUGGGUUGUGUUUGAUAAAGUGAACGAACUGAUGAUACUGGUGCCAGCACUUUUAGGUCUUAAAGGUAAUCUAGAAAUGACUUUGGCGUCUCGUCUCUCUACACAAGCGAAUCUUGGACACAUGGAUACGCCUAAACAACAGUGGUACAUGAUCGUUGGGAAUCUCGUUUUGAUACAAUGUCAAGCUAUAGUCGUUGGUUUUCUGGGCUCAGUCGUGGCAAUUGUUAUGGGUGCCUUCCGUAAUGGUACAGUUUCUUUGGAUCAUGCAUAUCUCUUAUGUGCUAGCAGUUUAGUAACAGCAUCCUUGGCUUCCUUCGUUCUCGGUUUGAUAACCGCUGGCGUCAUAGUCUUCUCACGUCACUGUCACAUCAAUCCUGACAAUGUAGCAACACCGAUAGCUGCUAGUCUUGGUGACAUCACGUCUUUAGCCCUUCUAUCAUGGAUAUCAACGAUCCUUUACGAAUCGAUCGAUAAACAGGAUUGGCUGGCACCACUCGUUAUUGCAUGCUACGUUCUUGUAACACCACUUUGGGUUUGGAUUGCCAAGAGAAAUAAAUAUACCAAUGAUGUGCUCUAUUCUGGAUGGACACCUGUCAUGGUUGCCAUGUUGAUUAGCAGUUGCGGUGGUUUGAUUCUUGAAUUCAUGGUAUCACGUUUCGAAAAUCUCACGGUUUUUCAACCUGUUAUCAAUGGAGUUGGUGGAAAUCUUGUUGCUGUACAAGCUAGUAGAAUAUCAACGGCUCUUCAUAAGCAAGCUGAACUUGGAACGCUUUUGAUACCACCUGGUCAAACUCAUCCUGUCAUUUUCAUUACACCAAUAGCUAAUUUCUUUGGCAAAGGUAUACAUGCAAGAACAACAAGAGUAUUGAUGUCUAUGGUGAUUCCCGGUCACAUAAUUUUCAUUUAUCUAAUUAAUUAUAUGAAAGACGGUAAUACAUCGUUAACGCCUCUAUUCGUUUUCGUAUAUCUUUGCGCCGCUGUAUUACAAGUGGCUGCACUUUUGUAUAUCGCCUAUAUAAUGAUCCAUUGGAUGUGGAAAAGAAAAAUAGAUCCUGAUAAUUCGGCAAUACCUUAUUUAACUGCUAUGGGUGAUCUACUUGGCAUCAGUUUACUUGCGAUCGCCUUUCAAUUUUUAUAUCUCGUUGGUGAUCAGGAUUACGAUGAUCAGAUGAAACCCUGAACGAAAAAAAAGGCAAAUUCAUCGGUCCAACAAUGGCGUAUAAAUAAUAAUAAUAAUAAUAAUAAUAAUAAUAAUAAUAAUAAUAAUAAUAAUAAUAAUAAUAAUAAUAAUAAUAAUAAUAAUAAUAAAAAUAAUAAUAACGAUAAUAAUAACAAUAAUGAUAAUCAUAAUACAUAAAUAAAUAAAUAUAAAACGCUCUCGCGAAGAGUAUGCUGAUAAACGUGAAUGGAAGGCAUUUCAAAGUGGCUGUGGUCGUAUGAAAGUAUACCAUAUACUGAAUCAAUUAUUAUCGAUCUGCCAUUUCGUCGAAAGGCCUAUAAGAAAAGGACGAGCUGUUUAAUAUUUCUCUCGGUGCUCUUUAGCUUUAUUUCUAAUACAGAUAAGGUGAAGCAAAGAGAGGCAACGCUUGAGAUAUUCACAUAUUCGACCGUUGUAGAAGCUUCUUCGUUGAUCCUUUGAAGAAAAUUUCAAAGGGAAAUUGGGAUUGUUAUUAAAAGAUACGAAGAUUAUAAGAAGAAGAAAAAAAAAAUAAAAAAAAUAAAAAAAAUGCCUUAAUGAUCGAUCGAUCGAGAUUUCAUGCGGAUUAACGAACAAAUGUUAUAAUUUACGUUUCGAUGCGCUUUGCUUCGAGCUACUGAAUUAGAUGACUUUUUAGAAUCUUUUUUGCAUUAACGAACGAAUUUAAAGACCUAAUCGCGGAACGAAUAAUAAGAAAAAAAAAAAAAAGCAAAAAAAAGAAGAAAGAAAAUAAAGAAAAAGAGAUAAGAAAAGAAAAGGAAAGAAAAGAAAUCAAUCGCUAGCUGAUAAAUUUUCAUCUGUAUGUACAUAAUUUAUCAUCAGUUCAGACAAUAUUUUUAUUUUCCCUUUAUGCUCUGUAAGGAUAUUCGUUAAUUCGUCGAAGUUCAUUCUUAAAUUCGUUUCUUUUUUUUUUCAUCUUCCGCAACGAGACAAUUGUCAUUACCAAAGAAAGAAAGAUAGAAAGGUAGAAUGACAGAAAAAAAAAACAAAAAAAAAAAAACAAAAACAAAAAAAAAACAAAAAAUAAGAAAACAAAAAAGAUUCCAACGCGUAUGUGUCUUCGACUAGUUGCCUUCGUAUACGAUGAGAGAUUAGCUAGUUGUUGUUAAUUGUAGCUGCCCAGGUGACCUACUAUUUUUGGAAGCUUUAAACAAGCUCACGAGUCAAAAACACGAUCCAUUCUAAUAAUCUAUAAAUAGAUCAACACAAAAAUAGCAUGUUCCGAUUAUUUUCAAUUAGACAGAAAAACAAAAGAGAAAGAGAGAGAGAGAGAGAGAGAGAGAGAGAGAGAGAGAGAGAGAGAAGAAAAAAAAGAAAAAGAAAAAAAAGAUUUAUCAUCAUCAUCGUGCUCUCUAAUCACAAAAGAGAUAGAUAUCUUUAACAUUAUCUUCAUAAUUAGAAGAUAAACUUAGAGUGAUUUAGAGAGAGUAUACCUUCAGGAUCAUACGUAAUUAUAUUAUAUUAUAGUACACAGAGUGUAAUAAAAAUUUGCGACGAAGAGGAGAGGAGAAGGAAAAGGAGGAAGGAUCGUCGUGUAAGCACGAUUUUAUUUUUGAAACUUCUCUUAACGAUUAAAAUAUACUUAUAUUUCGAUAUAUAGAUAUCAUAAAUCUAAUCGUUUAGAUGAGAGAAUUCGAAGAUUUAGAUCAUUUCGUUUAACAUACAACAUCCUAACAUAUUGAUCGUUUUAGAAAGAUCGGUGUCGCUGUCUUAGAGGGAGAGAAUUAUGUAUUUUGAAAUUCAGACAAGGAUGAACCUUUGUCUGUUUUAUUAGAUCGAUCUUUUAAAAUAUAAAAAGAGAAAGAGAAUGGGAGGAUAUGAGAAAAAGAGAGAGAGAGAGAGAGAGAGAGAGAGAGAGAGAAAGA
Molecule: messenger RNA, 4318 nt
Organism: Vespa mandarinia (Asian giant hornet)
Lineage: Eukaryota; Metazoa; Arthropoda; Insecta; Hymenoptera; Vespidae
Product: solute carrier family 41 member 1
Biological process (GO): monoatomic cation transport
Cellular component (GO): plasma membrane
Molecular function (GO): monoatomic cation transmembrane transporter activity
Source: RefSeq, a predicted model, not a curated record